AUAAUUGUAAAAAUAGAUAAAACUUUGCAAUACAUAAUAUUAUUGAUCAAAAGUACUACAAUUUAUUAUUAUAAAGUAAAAAAUCACCUCAAGAAUUAUCAUAUACCCUUUAAAAGUUUGCAUAGCAUCACAUGAGGUUAGUUUAAUUUUUGGAGUAAGUGAAGUAAAUUAACUUGAUUGUUGAUAUUAUACAUAUCAAGGUCAUUGAUAAUUUAUUUAUUUACAUGAGUUAUUUUUUUCUGUAAAUAAAAAAUUGAUUAGAAAGUAAGGACAUUUAUUAUCAGUAUAAUAAAAAACAAAACCAGCUGAUGAGCAUAAAACUGGUUUAAGGAUUGUUUUAAAAAAAAAAAAUAAUACACUCACAAGUUGAAUUAGCUCUUUUUUUAUCAACAACAACAACAACAACGAGAUAUAUAUUUUCUUGUUUACAUUUGAAAUAAAUAUAUUCAUUCAAAGCUGUUAACGAAAAAAUGGGAAACACAAAAAUAAAACAACACUAUGAAACAGCAAAAAAAACAGGAGUAUUAAAUAUUUCACAAAGAAAAAUGAUGGAAAUUCCAAUGAAUAUGAAAAUGCUUGCUCCAAUUUUACGUACUCUUGAUUUAUCACAUAAUUUAUUUAAAUCAAUUCCUGAAGAAAUUGGAAUAUACAUUAUGUUAAAAAAUAUAAAUUUAAGUAACAAUAAAUUAACAUUAUUACCUGAUGCAAUGGGAGCAUUGAUUAAACUUGAAAUAUUAAAUGCAAGUGUUAAUCAAAUAACAAGUUUACCAGGCUCUUUAUCAAGUUUAAAAAAUUUAAAACAAGUUAAUUUAUCACAAAAUUUAAUUACUGAAUUUCCAUUAAUGUUUUGUGGUUUAACACAUCUUGAUGUUUUGGAUUUAUCAAAAAAUAAAUUAACAAAUGUACCAGAUGGUGUUGAGGGUCUUCAUGUGACUGAAUUAAAUCUAAAUCAAAAUCAAAUAACUCAAUUGUCUGAUAAAUUAGCUGAAUGUCCAAGACUUAAAAAUUUAAGACUUGAAGAAAAUUGUCUUCAAUUAAAUUCAAUACCAAUUAUCAUUUUAAAAGAUUCAAAAAUAUCAAAUAUUGCUGUUGAUGGUAAUUUAUUUGAAAGCAAACAAAUUGCUGAUUUAGAUGGCUACGAAAAAUACAUGGAACGUUAUACAGCUGUUAAAAAAAAAAUGUUUUAAAAAUCAAAUUAACUGUAAGUAUAAAACAAUUAUUAUCAACAGAAAAAAACAACAAUCUUUAAGAUUAAUUAUUAAUUCAUACCUGAAAUAAUUCAUCACAUGAAAUAAUUAUUCCAUAAUUAAUUCACAUUAAACAGCUUAAUUUAUUUUAACAAUGAAAACAUUGAAAAAAAAUUUUUUUAUUUAUCUCUUUUCAAGUUUUUUUAUUUAUAAAAUAUUAUCAAUAAACAAUAUUAUUCAAUGGAAUAUUUUUUUUAAAACUAUUUUGCACAAAAAUCAUUUGAAACUAUUUAUUAAAUAAAUCAAUUAAAAAUACAUUUUUAAUAUUAAUUAAACAAUUAAAAUGUUAAUAAAAUAAAUUUAAAAAUAAUUUCUAUUUCGUCU
This is a messenger RNA of Aphidius gifuensis, 1571 nucleotides long. RefSeq names its product leucine-rich repeat-containing protein 57-like. Gene Ontology annotation, molecular function: protein binding. The coding region runs from base 471 to 1187 and encodes 238 amino acids. The record is from RefSeq and is a predicted model, not a curated record. The transcript is spliced from 3 exons. NCBI's taxonomy places the organism in Eukaryota, Metazoa, Arthropoda, Insecta, Hymenoptera, Braconidae.